AUGCACGUCACCUUCAUAUUGACGGCAGUUGCCAGCCUCAUAGUAGUCACACUGGCAGCAGUACCUGAAAACAUCCACCAAAACCGCACCAAGCGGCAUCGCAACCUGCGGCCCUUCCCGCAUCUCCAGCGCCUGCAGCUGCCUAACAACCACCACCCCGCCCCCCAUCACCACAACCAGCAGCAGCAGCACCUUCGACACCUCAACCUGCACCCCGCAAUCCAUCUCCGCGUGCCCCACCGCCCCCGACCCCUGCUGCGCCUUCAUCUGCGCCGAAGCCCAAGUCCCCUUCGACGUCUGCUCGCCCAACAACCGCACCGUCCUGGCCCAAUGCUCGCAGUGCUCCUACCCGACCACGACCGCCACCCCUUCCAAGAAGACGACGACGGCAACCUCGGCCCCCAAGACGACGACGACGACGACCGCGCCGCCCAAGACGACGCUGAGCAGCAGCGCGGCCACGACGGCGCCGGCGAGCUUCCCCUUCCCGACGUCGACGUGCACGGGCAGGCUGCUGAGCAUUGCGGGGUGUCCGACGCCGUAUGA
This is a messenger RNA of Letharia columbiana, 546 nucleotides long. RefSeq lists its product as uncharacterized. Bases 1 to 546 code for a protein of 181 amino acids. Lineage: Eukaryota; Fungi; Ascomycota; Lecanoromycetes; Lecanorales; Parmeliaceae. The record is from RefSeq and is a predicted model, not a curated record. The transcript has 4 exons.